This is a messenger RNA of Cottoperca gobio, 5599 nucleotides long. RefSeq names its product protein MTSS 1-like. The coding region runs from base 418 to 2460 and encodes 680 amino acids. Gene Ontology annotation, biological process: adherens junction maintenance; positive regulation of actin filament bundle assembly; plasma membrane organization. The record is from RefSeq and is a predicted model, not a curated record. Gene Ontology annotation, molecular function: actin binding; phospholipid binding. Gene Ontology annotation, cellular component: actin cytoskeleton; cytoplasmic side of plasma membrane. The transcript is spliced from 14 exons. Lineage: Eukaryota; Metazoa; Chordata; Actinopteri; Perciformes; Bovichtidae.
GCGGGACCAAGCGGACGCGCGUUCACGUCCUUCUAGGCGCGCUCCCGUGCCGCCACUGCCGCGUCUCGUUCAGCAGAGCCAGUACAGCAGCUCGCGCUCGCUGUGUAAAGUUGAGCCUCUCCGGCAGUGUCGUGCUGUUUCCUGCUGUCAGUUUUCUCUCCGCUCCAACAUGCGUCUCCUCCCGCAGACACUAUGGGAUUUAUCCGCUCUGAGUGGAAACUAACCGCAGGCUCUGCUGCUGCUUGUGUCCGUGUUCUUCUCUCCUUCAGCCGGGGAAGCCCUGCAGCGCGACUCUGAGCGUUUUUAUCGACACCGUGCCGCUCUCCCCCCUUUAAUUUGUUGUUUCCUUCCGCUUCAUUUAUGGACCACAGAAGCUCCGAGUGAGAGCGUUUGUAAUUUCCGUUCACACAGUUGAAGAUGGAGACGGUGAUGGAGAGGGAGUGCAGCGCGCUGGGGGGGCUUUUCCAGACUGUCAUAGGAGACAUGAAGGGCAGUUACCCUGUCUGGGAUGACUUCAUCAGCAAGGCCAGCAAGCUACAAUCACAGCUCAGGUCGACGGUUGUCGCGGUUGCAGCUUUCCUGGAUGCCUUUCAGAAGGUGGCCGACCUCGCCACCAACAGCCGAGGAGGAACCAGAGACAUCGGUUCAGCCCUCACCAGGAUGUGCAUGAGGCACCGCAGCAUUGAGGCCAAACUCCGCCAGUUCUCCAUGGUGUUUCUGGACUGUCUGAUCAACCCUCUACAGGAGCAGAUGGAGGAGUGGAAGAGAGUAGCCAACACUCUGGACAAAGACCACGCCAAAGAGUACAAGAAGGCCCGUCAGGAGAUCAAGAAGAGAUCUUCAGACACUCUGAAGCUGCAGAAGAAAGCAAAGAAAGCUGAUGUAUUUGGCCGUGGGGACCUCCAGCCUCAGCUGGACAGCGCCAUGCAGGACGUCAGUGAUAAAUACCUGCUGCUGGAGGACACGGAGAAGCAGGCGGUGAGGAAGGCGCUGGUGGAGGAGAGGAGUCGCUUCUGCUGCUUCGUCUCCAUGCUGAAGCCGGUCGUGGAGGAGGAGAUGUCCAUGCUGGGGGAGAUCACACACCUGCAGACUCUGACCGACGACUUGAAGACUCUGACUAUGGACCCACACAAGCUGCCCACCUCCAGCGAGCAGGUAAUUGUAGACUUAAAGGCCUCUGAGUGCACCUGGUCCUACCAAACUCCGCCCUCGUCACCGAGCACCACUGUAUCCAGGAAGUCCAGCAUGUGCAGCAGCCUGAACAGUGUGAACAGCAGCGACUCUCGCUCCAGCGGCUCACACUGCCACUCCCCCACCUCCCAUUUCCGUUACCGUGCCUCCUCCUCCUCCUCCUCCUCGGUGCUCCCCCAGCAGACGCCGGCCCGCCUCUCCUCGGUCUCCUCCCACGACUCUGGCUUCAUCUCCCAGGACGCCUUCCAGUCCAAAUCCCCUUCCCCCAUGCCUCCAGAAAGCUUACAGGACUGGGCCAAACCGGGCCCUUAUGACCAGUCAAUGGUCAACACCCUGAAGAGAAGCAAGGACAGGAGAGAGACUACAGAUCCCAGCAGCCACCACGGCGCUGACGUCACCACACUAGGAGAGGAACAACAGGGGGUUAAAGGAAGCCACUCUGUGACAUCAGCCAAGGAGGAGAGGGAGGCCCACGAGGAGCUGGCCCGGGCGCUGGCCCGAGGCCUCCAGCUGGACAUCCACGGCUCCAGCAGAGACUCCCUGCAGGGCUCCAGCGGCUACAGCAGCCAGACCAACACACCCUGCUGCUCAGAGGACACCAUCCCCUCCCAGGUGUCAGACUGUGACUACUACUCCGUGGGAGCGGAUCAGGAAGGCGAGCAUCAGCAGUCAUCAGACUUUGAUAAGUCCUCCACCAUCCCCAGAAACAGCGACAUCAGUCAGUCUUACCGCCGCUUGUUCCAGUCCAAACGUCCGGCCUCUACCGCUGGACUGCCGUCCAACGCCUCUGCCAUCAUCACUCCGGGAGUUGCCACCAUCCGGCGAACGCCGUCCUCCAAACCAAACCUGCGACGGCCAUCCGGGGGCCUUAGCUUGGGCCCCAUCCCCAUCAAGCCUCCCAUGAUCCCAGUCAAGACCCCCACUGUGCCUGAACAUCUUGGUUUCCCCAGCAGGUCAGCAUCAGAGGACGGCAACACACCACGAACCCCGCUCAGCCCCCCGACCACCCCUCUGUCACCAGGCAGCAGCGGGCCACUGUCAGCAAGGUCCAGCUCCUGGGAGACCCAGCACCUGAGCGAGGGGUCGGAUCCUCCUACUCCACCACCGCAGCCCAGUGGUCGGGUGUCAGAGUGGGAGCGCCGGCCUCUCCCGGAGCUCCUGGAGGAGACAGAAUAUAGCGAGGUGGAGGAUUUUCUGGUGGCUAUCCGACGAGGCGUCAGGCUCAAGAGGACGUCGACCAAUGACCGAUCAGCGCCAAGUAUUUACUGAGACUAGAAGGGUUGGUUUAACUUGAGCCAUUUUGCGUCCCUGGCUGCAUUUCAGAAAAUAUGCUCUUAGUGGGACACAAAAUGGUUAUUAACAAGUAAAUGCGAUGGAGAGCUUUGACAUGAAAUGGACGCUGAGGAUAGGAGGAAGUUGCCCGGAGACUCUGAUCAAGGAUCAGUUUAGAAAAGACCUAACACAACUUUGAAGGGAUAAUUGUACAUAUAGUUUGGAAAUAUAUUUGCUGAACUGAUACAAUCGAAAGGGAAAGUAAUGUGGGUAAAAGGUAGAAGUUCCUUGUCCAUAUUUUGAAUUUAUAAAACAACAAUGUUUAUCUUUCAUAAAGUAUUAACGGACAAGGGUCAAUCAUUUCCCCACAUUGACACAUUGACUUGUUUGGGAAACUGACUGAAGCACUUCUCCCUUUAAAAAGAAACCUGCAGCCUCUUGCAAGUUAAAAACAUGUCAGUGUUGCACUCGACUAACUGAGGAAGCUACUGGGAACACUGGUGCUGAUCCGAGAUCAGUUCCCCUGGGCAACUUCAGUAUAUAAGAGAAAAGGUGUGAAAGGACGUCCCUUGUCGAACAAGUUGUACAAGGUCACUCUUGUAGCAGAAAUGACUUAAAUGAAACAUAAUUGUUAGUGCGUGUCGUGGGGGGGAAGUAAUGACAAUAGAUGAAGGGAAAGAUUCUGGAAUCGAUAACAGUGAGCUGGGAGGAGAGAUGGAAGAUUUUGAAAAGAUCAAAUCAUUAUUUGUAUGUACAUAUUUAUAUUUUGAUGUGUUUCUAUAUUUUUGUUUGUUAUACGCUGCUUUUACAUCCCCGUAGUCUCCCAUUUCCACGUGAAGGUGCCAAAGCCCUGUGAGCUGAAUUUAACUUAAAAUAAUGUCUAUUUAAUUAAAAUGAUGAGGUUUUCUUUUUCUGUACAACAUCCAUGCGAUGUUUGAUAGAGAGCAAAGAGCGACUAAAAGAGAAAUUAAGCUUCUAGGCAAACAGAAAGAGUAUUUGUAUAUGUUAGGGGGUGGCAUGUAUCCAUUCACAGCUAAGUCGGUACACUUAUUAAUACCACAAUCAGUAGAUUGACCUGCAUGAUCUUAAAGUUUGCCCCAGUAUCAACAAUCAUUUUGGCUUUUUAAUGUAUAAGCCCACAAUAUACCAGCAGUGGAUAUUAAGAGUGUCAGGAGUAGCAGAUCAGGAACUGCAGGUUGUUACAACGUGCUAGAUUAAGUCUGCUGUUGGCUGUACGAAACAAUGUCCUGUUUGAUAUUAGGUCACUAUUUAUUUAUUUCAUCUUUUUGUAAUUAGUUUUUUAUUGUUGAAUCUUUUUUUUUUUUUUACAGCAUUUAUGUUCUGUAAAGCACUUUCAAUGUUUAGAAAAAAUUCUAAAAAUGGACAAAAAAUCCAAACAAUGACAGUAAUGAUAAGUAUUGUUAAGUACUGCUGCAGACAGACAUGAUCCGUCACUUUGUUGGCCUCCAGGUUCACUGACCCCUCUGUCCCUGUUCGCUGUUCAACCUUUAACAUGUUGCUAAUCUACCAACUACGUAGAAACCGUGUGCAAGCAUACACUUCCAAGUCCAUGGUAGUAAUAGAGGUUGUUACUACUUAGCUAUCGUAAUUGGAGUAAUGUGGAUUAUUGUAUUGGUCUGUUGUAGUGAAGCCAGUGUGCUGAUGGUGAGUUGUAUUUAAUUGGCACAGAUGUUAACAGUUGUGGACGAGUCAAAGUUUCAGUAUUGGGAAAGUGUGCUGCAGUUAUCUGGAUUGUAUUAUUUUAAUGUAUAUAUAUAAAUAUAUAUAUAAAGCCUCUGGUUCCAGCUUCUGGCAAAGGUCAAAGGUUUUCCUAGUGGAGGAAGGACCUCCCAACAGUUUCAGGUGAGGCUCAGUGGAUGGAACAUUACGUUGUCCCAAGAAGAUCAAAUAGAAAAGUAUAAAUGUGUGUGUUUUGGUUAAAGAGAUACAGAGAUGUUCAUCUCAGUGUCAGACUUUGAAAACCUCUGCCUUAAGUGAUACCAACCUAAAUAUCUUUAGGCUUUGGACAAAUAUGCAUUUUCUGAUGACGAUUGAGAAAACAAAUGGCAGAUUAAUCGAUCAGGAAAAUACUAUUAGUUCUACUAAAAUUAAAAUCCAGUGACUGUUAGUUCACUGUCCCAAUACUGGCACCACUACUAAGUGUAUUUGUUUGGGAAGGGAACAGGUGGGCUGUAUUAGCUGGACUCUAUCUUGCUUUAGUCCUAAACUGUCUGUGCUUACUACAGCCAUCAAACAACUGCCCGCUAUAGAGAGUUCCAGGUGGUUUAACCAGCGGCAGCCAUGUUGGAGGUCUUUAGCUCUCUAGUUACAUUUGGUUGUCUCAACAGAAUUCAAAGGACAUUUAACCAUUUUUCAAUUUUGAUGCUAUCACAUUUAAGCUAACAAUUAGCAAUAAGGUUUUUCAGCUAGCGAAGAGCUAAAUCUCAACUACAUAGUCCUCCAUCAUGGCGCCAGAGGAGGCGGAUAGAUUAGUGACCCAACUGAAACCCUCUAUUCGCUGCGAUGAAACAGACGGUUACAAGAGAACAAGAGAAUUGCUGUGCACUGAUAUUCAUGUACAACUACGACAAAUAUAUAAACCUGUAACUUUAGCUUGUAAUUACUAAUUGUCGAAUAGCCCGAUGAGUUAAAAAUUGAACUUGUGUUUGCGGGUAAUUAGCGUAACAUGCUGAAUUAGACGUCAUUGGACUUCCCUUUUGCUACUAAAUAAUUACUGUUAAUAGACUGUCAUCACAAGUCAAAUUAUUCACAUAUUUAUUCAUUUAAAUGUUUUCACCCAUUUUAUUUGUGGCUUCACACGUUUCUAAACUCCAAACUGUCAUGUUGAGCAUAUGAAACAUAUUAACAAAUAUAUUUAAUAUGCAUGUCUUUUUUUAGUUGAACAAAAGAUUUCUACUGGAACUAUUUUUUUCCCCUUCUACUAGACCAGAAUGCAUUUUAGAGGCUGUCUAGCAUCUGUCAUUAAUAUUUCAGAUUUGGUUUGACAGCAGUUUGACUCUCUGUAUGAAGCCUGAAGCCUGACUGAAGCCUGACUGAAGCCUGACUGAAGCCUGACUGAAGCCUGACUGAAGCCUGACUGAAGCCUGACUGAAGCCUUGACUGAAGCCUUGACUGA